Molecule: messenger RNA, 1449 nt
Organism: Talaromyces stipitatus ATCC 10500
Lineage: Eukaryota; Fungi; Ascomycota; Eurotiomycetes; Eurotiales; Trichocomaceae
Product: CUE domain protein, putative
Exons: 2
Coding region: 1-1449 (482 amino acids)
Biological process (GO): DNA alkylation repair; DNA repair
Cellular component (GO): nucleus
Molecular function (GO): ubiquitin binding; zinc ion binding; dioxygenase activity
Source: RefSeq, a predicted model, not a curated record
AUGACUGACAAGCUACCACGGAAGCGUCGAAAACUAUUCUUCGACUCCUACGCAGAUUUCGAUCUUCAAAAGAAAAGUCUUGAACAUGAGACAGUCCAGCCAGCAACUCAGAAUAAAUCGGAUGACAAAGCGGAAUACGAUGACGAGCCCACAGAUGUGAAGCUUGCUCGACUGAUAUCUCUGUUCCCGGAUAUAGAUGAAUCCAUCCUGCUUGAUGUUCUCGUUUCAUACGAAGGCUGUGUCGAGGCGGCAUCUGCAUGCCUCGAAGCACGACGCGAUUCAAAGAGGGAAGAUGCAUCUUCUCCCCCUGGCAUGCAAUCUUCCCUGCUAUCUUCAUUUCAAUCGGCCGCACCAGAUCAAGCUAUAGUCUCAUCAUCAUCAGGCUGGUCCAAACCAUUAACAAAGCGAGGCAAGACGCUUCAUUUAUACUCCCCGGAGGAUAUUGCUAGACACACCCCUUGCUCUAUAAUCCACAACUUCCUGGGUCCGGAAGAAGCAAACGAACUCCUGACCGAGCUUCUCGACGAAGCCAAAACCUUCCAUUCAGACACCUUCCAACUCUUCGAUAAAAUUGUACAAAGUCCACAUACGAGCAAACUGUACGUUUCUUCAGACUACGAACUGAGACAACAAACUGAACAAUACGUCUAUAAUGGCACCUAUCAAACAGACGUACGCAAACUCUCGCCUCGAAUGAAAGUUGUAUCCGACAAAGUGCAGAAAGUAGUCAAUGAACAAGUCCAGCGACGCAUUCAAACACAUUACCCCGACGGGAAGAAAUUAAGAUAUCAAUCACCAAGGGAAUGGGUACCGAAUGUGGCGCUUGUGAAUUGCUAUGAUGGGCCGCAGGAGAGUGUUGGGUAUCAUUCAGACCAGCAGACGUAUUUAGGGCCUAGGGCUAUCAUUGGGAGUUUAAGCCUUGGGGUAGCAAGAGAGUUUCGCGUUAGAAAAGUUGCUGCGCGAGAUGGCGCUGGCGAUGAUGACAACAAACAACAGCAAGAUGAGGACUCCGUAAAGAAGACCCGCCUACCAGACAAAAUAGCCGAUGCCCAGGGACAAAUCUCAAUCCAUCUCCCCCAUAACUCCCUCCUAAUAAUGCACGCCGAAAUGCAAGAAGAAUGGAAACAUUCCAUCCCUGCAGUGUCCAAUAUCUCUCCUCAUCCAGUAUCAGGAAAUAAACGAAUCAAUAUUACGUAUCGAUGGUAUCGCGAAUCAUUACAUCCCCGCAAUAUCCCUCGAUGUCGAUGCAAUAUGCCGACGAUAUUACGAUGCGUGCAACGUAAACAGAGCUCUAGAGGGAGGUAUAUGUGGAUGUGUUAUGCAGGGUAUGCGCCCGGUAGUAAAGGGUGUUCGUUUUUUCAGUGGGCUGAGUUUGAUGAUGAUGGCGAGCCGCUUUGGGAGAAGAUGAGGAUGAAGAGAUCUUAUCAUACAACUAAUGAUCAGCUAUAA